Durio zibethinus is the source of this 4952-nucleotide messenger RNA. NCBI's taxonomy places the organism in Eukaryota, Viridiplantae, Streptophyta, Magnoliopsida, Malvales, Malvaceae. The record is from RefSeq and is a predicted model, not a curated record.
CGACGAUGUAUAAAAUUCACUCACAGGAUACUCGAGUAUAACUUAAUUAACAAUUAUUAUGCAAGUAUCACGACUAGUAAAUCUUAAAAUAAGACUCUGUGGCCCUGAUUUGUUCUUCGUCAACGCGGAAAUGUUUGGUCAUAAAAGUGGGAACUGAUAGUGAAUUUGAUUUAAUCAUGCAAACCAUAUCCAAUGCCUGAGGUAUUGCUGCUACUUUAGCCCCAUUUCACAGAAGCUGUUUAAACCAAAUACUCUUGAAACACUAGCUAGUUCAUUUCUGGAAGUAAUUCUCUCUAGCUGUACAGUUUGCAAUAGUAGCUGUAUUUCAAGCCUCCAGGAAAGAAGAAAAGUUCACGUGUUGAUACGCUUUAGAGUGAUGGUAAGCAGAAAAAUUAUGUUCCACAGAAGAUGAGAAGAACUCGUAGGUGGUCAGUAGUUCACAUCCUCUCUGCCAUCUUAUCUUGCUAUACAAUUUUGAUAUUGUCUUCUCUUAAUGGCUGCUCUGCUAUAACUAUUAUAACACCAAAAAGUGGGCUAUUUGAUGGACAAACUCUUGUUUCAGCUGGAAAUAGAUUUGAAUUGGGGUUCUUUGGCCCAUCCACAAGCCCUGAAGUGAAGAGAUAUAUAGGGAUAUGGUACACCUCCAGUCCACAAACAGUUGUUUGGGUUGCUAAUAGACAAAAACCACUUUCAGAUAAAAGUGGAGUUUUAUCUAUUGCAGAUGGCAACCUCAAGCUAUCUGAUAAGAAAGGGAACCGUUAUUGGUCUACAGAGCUUGAGGUCAGACGUUUCAACCUUACGGCAAAGCUGAAUGAUACUGGUAACUUAAUUUUGUUUGAUGCACGGUUGACGGUUCCCUUUGUAUGGCAAAGCUUUGACCAUCCAACAGAUACAUUUCUUUUUGGCAUGAAGAUGGAUGAAAAGUUAGCUUUAAUUUCAUGGACCAGUGAAGAAGAUCCUGCACCUGGGAAUUUCACGUUCCAGCAAGAUCGGGAAGAAAAGAAUCAGCUUGUAGUCAUGGAAAGAAGCAUCCCUUACUGGAGAUCAAGUGGGGCGGAGUCAGGUAAAAUUUUUAAAUCGGAGGAAAUGCCUUCUUUCAUAGUCAACUUCUUGAAUUUUACAGAGAAAAACCCAGAACUUUACAAUGAUACAAGAAUGGUGAUAAAUUUUACUGGAGAUUUACAGUAUUGGAAGUUUGACACAGACAAGAAAAAUUGGUCCUUGAUAUGGUGGGAGCCAAAAGAUAACUGCAGUAAGUUCAAUUUUUGUGGGAACUUUGGCACCUGUAGUCGCAACAAUAAGUUACCAUGCAAAUGUUUGCCAGGUUUCAAACCUAAAUUCUUAGAUAAAUGGAAUGCUGGAGAUUUUUCGGGUGGUUGCUCCAGAAACGAUACAUCAUGUGGCGACGACUUCUUGAGCUUGAAAAGGAUGAAAGUGGAAUAUUCAGGCUCACCGUACGAGGUUAAGGAUGAAAAAGACUGCAGAGAGGAAUGCCUGAAUUUGUGCCAGUGCCACGCAUAUUCAGUUAUCUUCCAAGGAGACUCCAUUAAUUCGUGUUUGACCUGGACAGAGGAUCUCAAAAAUCUUCAGGAGGACCAAGAUGAUGGCUAUGAUCUCUACGUCCGUGUUUCGCGGUCUGAUAUAGAAUCAACAGUUAGAAAUUGUGCGACUUGUGGCACGAAUUUGGUCCCUUAUCCCCUAAGCACUGGACCAAAAUGCGGUGAUCCAAUGUACUUCAGUUUCUACUGUAACAACAAGACAGACCAGCUAUGCUUCAUGGCACCUAGUGGCAAUUAUAGUGUCAUUAGUGUCAAUCGGGAGGCACGAAUAUUUGUUAUCCAAAUACAAGCCGAUGAAGCAGAUAAUUGUGGUGGUAUGCAUUCGUCAGGAAGCAAAAUUCUGCAGCUCAGUGAAUCAUCGCCAUUCAAUGUGACUAGAAGGUACAGUGAUUAUCUAGGCAACUUUACUACUGAUUCUUCACUAAAUGGUGCAGUUGAAGUAGAAAUUACGUGGAAGCCACCGCCACAGCCAACCUGUAAUGCAUCUGUUGACUGCAAGGAUUGGCCGCAUUCAACUUGCAAUGAAACAGGAAAUGGACAAAAAAGGUGCCUUUGUAAUACUAACUUUCGUUGGGAUGGCUCAGCUUUAAAUUGUACUCGAGAAGGUGGACAUUUGGAAGAGCAUUUUAAUAAAAACAAGCCACUUCCUCUGAUUUUUGGAGUAUCUGUGCCAAUUGCAAUGGGCAUUUUGUGUGCCGUUGUUUCUAUCCACAUGUGGAGAACAAAGCUGGUAAAGAGGCGAGCAAAACAAAGAAAAACUGCUCUUCAUCGGUAUGACACUGAGAGAGGUGUUAAAGAGUUAAUGGAGUCGAGCCAUUUGGAGGAAAAAGAUGGGACGGGCAUAGACGUUCCUUUCUUUGAAUUUGAAAGCAUACUAGCUGCAACAGACAAUUUCUCAGAAGAAAACAAACUUGGGAAAGGAGGGUUUGGGCCGGUUUACAAGGGUAAGUUUCCAGGAGGUCAAGAAAUUGCUGUAAAGAGGCUCUCAAGUGUUUCAGGACAGGGCUUGGAUGAAUUCAAAAAUGAGGUUGUGUUGAUUGCUAAACUUCAACACAGGAAUCUUGUGAGGCUAUUGGGGUACUGCAUAAGAGGAGAGGAAAAGAUUCUACUCUAUGAAUAUAUGCCCAACAAAAGCUUAGACUCUUUGAUAUUUGAUGAAUCAUUUAGCCAACGAUUGGACUGGAAGACACGCUUCAACAUCAUCAUAGGAAUUGCUAGAGGAUUGCUUUAUCUUCACCAGGAUUCCAGGUUGAGAAUCAUUCACAGAGAUUUGAAAACUAGCAACAUACUACUAGAUGCAGAGAUGAAUCCAAAAAUAUCCGAUUUUGGCCUUGCAAGGAUGAUCCAAGGAAAACAAACUGAAGGAAACACAGUUAGAGUAGUUGGAACAUAUGGGUAUAUGGCGCCAGAAUAUGCAUUAGAUGGACUUUUCUCAGUAAAAUCUGAUGUUUUUAGCUUUGGCGUCAUCAUGCUUGAGAUCAUUAGCGGAAAAAAGAACAUGAGAUUUUAUCAGGAGGAACAUGCCCCAAGCCUAAUUGGUUAUGCAUGGAGAUUGUGGCAAGAAGGUAAGGCAUUGGAUUUAAUGGAGGAGACAGUGCGGUCAAGUUGCAAUGCAAGUGAGUUUUUGAGGUGUGUCCACGUUGGACUGUUAUGCGUGCAAGAAGAUUCCAACGAUCGCCCCACCAUGUCCAAUGUUGUUAUCUUACUGGGUAACGAAACUGUGAGCCUUCCUAUUCCUAAACAGCCAGCCUUUCUGACGAGGAAAACCCUUUCUAGCACAGCUUCUACCUCCAGUAAAGCUGAAAUUAAUACUGAGAUCACUGCUACUCUGGAAGAAGAUACUAUUAAUAAAAAUCACAUGUUAAUUUCGAUCAGUGAUGGUGGAGAUAGGAUGAUUUCAACAGGAAAAAGGUUUGAACUAGGAUUUUUCACUCCUAAUGGAAGCUCUAACUAUAGGAGAUACGUGGGGAUAUGCUAUUAUAGUUAAAAUCCGCAAACAGUUGUAUGGGUUGCCAAUAGAGACAAGCCACUUUUGGACGAUAGUGGAUUCCCUUUUGUUGGAGUGGAUGGCAACCUCAAGGUGCUGGAUGGAAGCGGGAAAUCUUUCUGGUCAACGAAUCUUGAAGCAGUGUCUUCUGGAUAUAGAAAAGCCAGGUUGACGGAUGCUGGGAACCUGGUGCUGAGCAAUGAAGAACAAGAAAACCACUCAGCCGACGUUAUCUGGCAGAGUUUUGAUAAUCCAACUGACACAUUUCUUCCAGGCAUGAGAAUGGAUGGAGACAUGAUACUAACUUCUUGGAAAAGUUAUGAUGAUCCAGCUCCGGGGAAUUUCACAUUUCAGAUAGACCAAGAAAGAGUUAACCAGUUCAUCAUUUGGAAAAGAACAAGAAGGAAUCGGAAAAGUGGUGUUCGGGUAAAUCAUUGGGCCUGUGGGAUGCCUUCAGCCAUGCCAUCAGCAAUUUCUUUCUUUUUGUCAAAUUUUACCUCAGUUAUACUCCAUAACGAGUCCAUGCCUCAUCUUACUUCAUCAUUAUACAGUGAUACAAGGUUGAUUAUCAGUUUCUCCGGUCAAAUUCAGUAUUUUCAGUGGGAUUCUGAGAAGAUCUGGGCCUUGAAUUGGGCAGAGCCCAGUAAAUGCAGUGUCUACAAUGCAAGUGGAAAUUUCGGUAGCUGCAACAGCAACAAUGACUUGAUGUGCAAAUGUUUACCUGGCUUUGCACCUAGUUCACCAGAAAAUUGGAAUACUGGAUGCACUAGAAAGUCAAGGAUAUGCAACAAGAACGCUGAGAGUGACACAUUCUUGAGUUUGAAUAUGAUGGAAGUGGGGAAUCCAAACUCGCAGUUUAAUGCUCAGAAUGAAAUGGAAUGCAAAUUAGAGUGCCUUAACAACUACCAGUGCCAGGCUUAUUCCUAUGAAGAACCUGAUAUUGUUCCACAGGGUGGUAGCAGCAUUGCUGCAUGUUGGAUAUGGUUGGAAGGUCUCAACAAUAUCCAGGAGGAGUAUGAAGGUGGCCACAACCUUAAUGUCCGGUUAGCAGUUUCUGAUAAUCAACCAGAAGAAGUUGUGAGACUUGUCGCACAACCUGAUUCCCUAUCCACUGAGCACUGGACCAAAGUGUGGUGAUGCCCUGUACCUCAGUUUUCACUGCAACAUCUCUUCAGGGGAAGUUACCUUUGAUGUGCCCAGUGGCACCUAUAGAGUGACAAGCAUAAAUCCAGAAAUACGGAAAUUUACCAUUCAAACCAACGAUGCAAAUGAUUAUAAGGCUGGAAAUUCAGGUGACAAUUUCUUUCAGUUCAAGCAGCCAUCGCCAUUUCAUGUUACUAGCAGGUGUAAUGCAGAUGAAGUAGAGAUAGGCUGGGAUCCUCCAUUGGAGCCAACCUGCUCUUCAA